GGUUAUUCUUGUUUCAUGGCAAUGAUGGCAGCUACAGUAGGGGUGAGAUAGCGACAACAGCAGCUGUUAGCUACCUAGCUGGCUGCUUCGCACUAAACGUGCUCUCAGCGCCUCCCGCUGAUUGCUUAUGUAUGAUAUGGUGCAGCUACACUCUUGGAAGACUGAAUUUUUUUUUACUAUAAACAAACUCCUGGAAACGAGAUUAGAUACGCUAGGUCGUUAGCUAUGUCGCAACCAAAUAGCUAGGUAGCUAGGGUUAAGUGAGGUUAUUUAUGUUUUCAAGUCUCGUUUUGACUAGGUAGGUAGCAACGGAAACCACGGACAUUCAGGCAUGGCGGUGUCGCUGCGGGGCCUGUACUUCGUGGUCACCCUCUUCCUGGGCAGUUUUUUCGGCAGCAUCUUCAUGCUGGGCCCGUUCCUGCCCCUCAUGCUGCUCUCCCCGGCCUGGUACCGCUGGCUGACCGACCGCAUCGUCGCCACCUGGCUCACGCUGCCCGUGGCUCUGCUGGAGCUGGUGUUUAAGGUGAAGGUGGUGAUCACGGGGGACGGCUUCGUCCCGGGCGAGCGCAGUGUGAUCAUCAUGAACCACCGGACGCGGCUGGACUGGAUGUUCCUGUGGUGCUGCCUGCUGAGGUGCAGCUACCUGCGGCUGGAGAAGAUCUGCCUCAAGGCCGCGCUCAAGUCCGUACCGGGCUUCGGCUGGGCCAUGCAGGUGGCCUCCUUCAUCUUCAUCCAUCGACGCUGGGAGGAUGACCGGCAGCACAUGGAGAACAUGCUGGAGUACUUCUGUGACAUCAGAGAGCCUCUGCAGCUGCUCAUGUUCCCCGAGGGCACUGACCUCACUGACAACACCCGGGCCAGGAGCGACGAGUUCGCCCAGAAGAACGGGCUGCCCAAGUACGAGUACGUGCUGCACCCCCGCACCACGGGCUUCACCUUCAUCGUGGACACGCUUCGCAAAGGUGACAAUCUGGACGCCAUCCACGACAUCACGGUGGCCUACCCGCAGAACAUCCCGCAGACAGAGCGCCACCUGGUGCUGGGGCUGUUCCCGCGGGAGAUCCACUUCCACGUGCGGCGCUACCCGGUGUCCUCGCUGCCCGCCGCGGGGGCGGAGCUGCAGGCCUGGUGCCAGGAGCGCUGGGCGGAGAAGGAGGAGCGCCUGCGGGCGUUCUACACGGGCGCCCGCGUCUUCGACGCGUCCCGCCGCAGCCGCAUCCCGCCCUGCAAGACGGAGCUGCGCGUGAUGCUGAUCAAGGCGGCGUCGCUGCUGUACUGGAGCGCCUUCAUCGCGCUCUGCUGCGCCGGCCUCUUCCUCUCCCCGCUGCUGCGCGCCUACUUCCUGCUCAUGGUGCUCUUCUUCUUGGGCCAGCAGAGGGCGGCGGGGGGCCUGGAGCUGCUGGAGCUGGCCUGCCACCGCCACUGGGCGGGGGGCGGGGCCAGGGGCGGGGACGAGAAGGCCGACGCCCAGAAGAAGCGGUGAGGCGGCGGACGAAGGUCCCCGGCGAGAAACGCGGACGUGUCCGAGGG
This is a messenger RNA of Anguilla anguilla (European eel), 1530 nucleotides long. It is a transcript of the gene lclat1, whose product is annotated as lysocardiolipin acyltransferase 1. Bases 332 to 1483 code for a protein of 383 amino acids. The record is from RefSeq and is a predicted model, not a curated record. NCBI's taxonomy places the organism in Eukaryota, Metazoa, Chordata, Actinopteri, Anguilliformes, Anguillidae. Gene Ontology annotation, molecular function: acyltransferase activity. The transcript has 6 exons. Gene Ontology annotation, cellular component: endomembrane system.